Messenger RNA from Parnassius mnemosyne (clouded apollo), 327 nucleotides. The record is from the annotation of a GenBank genome assembly. Lineage: Eukaryota; Metazoa; Arthropoda; Insecta; Lepidoptera; Papilionidae.
AUGGUCGAAGAGUCAAGCAUAAAUUCUAAGCCAAAGAAUAAAGCAACACGGCCAAAAGCUGUAUACUUGUGGACAGAAGCUGAUGUACAAAAAUGGCUGAGGCGUCAUUGCAGUGACUAUUACAAUUUAUACUGGGAAAGAUUUCAUGAGCAUGAUAUAACUGGAAGGGCAUUGGUGCGUAUAAAUGAUAAUACACUCCUACGAAUGGGAAUCACAAAUAAAGACCAUAGGGAAGCUAUAUGGCGAGAGAUACUUAAACUGCGGCUCAAGACGGAUAUUGUUGAAAUAAGAGAUUUGGAAAGGGCAGAUUUUAGUUAUGAUUUGUGA